Molecule: messenger RNA, 1806 nt
Organism: Mycena indigotica
Lineage: Eukaryota; Fungi; Basidiomycota; Agaricomycetes; Agaricales; Mycenaceae
Product: Metallophos domain-containing protein
Exons: 9
Coding region: 1-1806 (601 amino acids)
Biological process (GO): GPI anchor biosynthetic process
Cellular component (GO): endoplasmic reticulum
Molecular function (GO): hydrolase activity
Source: RefSeq, a predicted model, not a curated record
AUGGGCGUGAGUUCGCGCCGAAAAGCAGCCAGGGCGAAUAGAAUCUCCCGCACCCUCUCACGGACAGUCGUAAUCAAUUCUCUUCGCCUGGGAUGGAUCGUUGCGCUCGUCGCUGGCGAGUUGGGCGUCUACUUUUACUCUCUGUCUUCCUGUAAAUGGCCUGAGCGGAACGAAUGGCGUCGUGGAAAGCCGACACAUGUACUCUUGAUAUCAGACCCUCAAGUUCGCCAUCCAUCUGUCUCAUGGAGGAGGCAAAGCCUUCGUCAAACUCUAUAUGAGGCCCUUUACGAGCUCAACCUGAAACGCAGUUGGCAUGUAACCCAACGAUUGAAUCCGCACGCCGUGUUUUUUCUUGGUGACAUGCUCUCGAGCGGCAAGUUUGUGAGAUCAGAAGCAGAGUAUGCCAGCUAUUGGCGCAAGUUCCAGCAGAUUUUCCCCGGCGCCCCAUCGUCCCCCCAUUACUACAUCCCAGGCAAUAAUGAUGUUGGAAUGGGUCUUUCGCAUUCCUCGCCGAAGAAUGUUCGCUUAUACUACUCGAAUGUGGUUGGCCCAUUCAACCGACAAGUUGUUAUUCGGGACCAUGUUUUUGUGUGCUUGGAUGCGCCGGGACUAGUCGACGACGACUAUCAACGAUCGGGCACGCCAUACGACCACUGGAGUCCAGCUCAUGGAGGUAGCGUUGAAUUUGUUAAAUCAUUCGUCCAUGACUCGCGACCUACAAUUCUUCUCUCUCACAUUCCCAUGGCGCGACCAGAUUCCGCAUCUUGUGGCCCUCUUCGAGAAAAGGGUACAAUUCGCAGAGGCGUCGGUCAUGGGUAUCAAAAUACUCUCGGCAAGCACACUACUGCAUUCCUCCUGAAUGCAAUCCAACCAUCUGCUAUAUUCAGCGGUGACAAUCGGGAUUAUUGCGAGUUCAAUCACACUGUCGAUUUGGAAGUUGCAGGAGGUUCAAAAUCGGUCCGCGAGAUCUCCAUCAAGUCAUUCUCAAUGUCUGUGCACAUUAAACGACCCGGAUUUCAGCUUCUCUCGCUGGUUGACCCAACGACGUCUGGAACGUCGAUGGCCGACACCUUGUGUUUGCUUCCGGAUACCGCCAAGAUAUAUGGCUCUCUUUACACACCUUUUGCGCUCUUAACACUCAUCUUCCUCUUCGUCUUCAACAUCUAUCGGUCCAAACGGUUGCGAAACGCCCCUCUUCCACCAAUGUCGCUUUCCCCGUUGAGCAGCAAUGACCACAGUCCUAAUAAUCUCGGCGCUGCCUCUCCCUGGUCUCCAUUCACACCAGCGGUCCCAUUGAGUCCACGAAACAAACUCCCACCAUCACUGAGGACACCAAAUGCGACUCCCGGACCCACAAUGCGAGCCUCGCGACCUGCUACGCCAUUAGGGUCACCUAUGCUCACCCCUGCUAUCAUUUUUCAAGCAGACGAAGACGAAGAUGAUACACUUUAUCCGGCGCAAUAUGCCAUGCAAAGAAAUGGACAUAUUGACGACGAGGAAUGGCCUGCUCCGCGUGAUGACCCUGCUCCUGCUUUUUUCCUGCCAGCGCCAGGAAACCCAAAACCUGUAGCUGUGUCACAUGGCUGGAGUUGGACGUUUGUUUUUCGUGGUCGGAGACGACGAAUGGCAUUGUCUAUCCCCACUUGGAGGUCCUUGCUUGAUCUCGUUUCGCUGUUGGCCCCCGGUAGCGACUCAGACAUGAUUCUGCGUCGAAAAGGCUUGUUUUGGGCAACAAUUGCGGACGUGUUGGGUGUUCUGUGGCCAACAGUCCUGUUAUGGAUCAUUUUUGCAUGGUGGAUGCUGUAG